Drepanopeziza brunnea f. sp. 'multigermtubi' MB_m1 is the source of this 2043-nucleotide messenger RNA. RefSeq lists its product as uncharacterized. Gene Ontology annotation, molecular function: protein binding; ubiquitin protein ligase activity. The record is from RefSeq and is a predicted model, not a curated record. Gene Ontology annotation, biological process: ubiquitin-dependent protein catabolic process; protein K48-linked ubiquitination. NCBI's taxonomy places the organism in Eukaryota, Fungi, Ascomycota, Leotiomycetes, Helotiales, Drepanopezizaceae. Gene Ontology annotation, cellular component: cytosol; ubiquitin ligase complex; cell division site.
AUGUAUUCCUCGGUCCCCAGUCCACCACCACCACCACCACAGUGGACCCAAGGGUCUGUUCCGAAUCUCGAGAGGAUCACGUCGGCAGCCUCUCCGUCCCCUGCCGCGCCAAUUUCGCCCACCGGUCGGACUGGCCGACUGAGGGGUCUGAGCUAUCUACGAAGUUAUACCCAGAAUCAUAUCUUAUCGCGGGAUAGUCAUCACAGCCAAAAUCACUCGCACCCUCCAAACCAAAGCAGCAGCAGCAGCGGCAGCAGCAGCAACUACGCCACCCCUCCGCAGCACCCAACACCACUGGGUCGAUCGACGAGCUAUCCGGCCUCGACAUCAAUGUCCAGGGAUUCUGCGGGCUCGCCAACUCCGGCUCCGGCUCCGACUCCGACUGCUGCUGCUGCACCACCUCAACAACAGGCUGUCAGCUCGUCUACCCCUAGUGCGCAACGCAUGCCCUCUGACAUCCCCUUUGCGCGAUUGAGCAAUUCCGACAGUCCUCUAGGAAGCACCAGUGGCUGGCUGCCAACCGUGGGAGGACAGAGUGCCGUAUCACGCAUUGCUACAGAACCACAAUCGACUGCUACCGGCUCAUCAUCUGCUGUUUUGUCUGGAAGUAACCCGUCGGGCCUGGCUUCCGACCUCACGGCCUCGAUGGCUCGCACACGCACCGCAGACUUCUCAGGGAGCCCUACAUAUACCCCGGCAGAAAAUGGAGGAGAACAGGUGGAGCUUCCUUUGGCAACAGAUGCGAAUGAAAAUGCGAGAGGCAUGGCACACCAACUGCCCUCCAUACGCUUCUCAGCCCAUCAGGACCCCCGAGCACAGCGACCAUCACUGUUGUUCAGCCCGAUGGCCCGCAUACUACCCACUGGCAAGGAGACAAUCAAGGUUGGCCGAUAUUCCGAGCGAGACAGCCACCCUACGCAAGCAGCGAAUGUCCCUUCAUCUGCCCCUGUCGGAUUCAAGUCAAAGGUAGUCAGCAGAAGACACUGUGAAUUCUGGUGCUCUGGAGGACGCUGGUUUAUCAAGGAUGUCAAGAGCUCGUCUGGCACAUUUUUAAAUCACAUCCGACUCAGCUCUCCAGGUAAUGAGUCGAAACCAUUUCCAGUAAAUGACGGAGAUAUCGUACAACUAGGAAUUGACUUCAAAGGGGGUGAGGAAAUGAUUUUCAGAUGUGUGAAGAUCAGGGUAGAAUUGAACAAAGGGUGGCAGAAUGGACCAAGCAGCUUCAACGUGCAAGCACACAAGCGUCUAAGAGAGCUCAAUAACGCCCCAAGAUCAACUGCAGGUGGAUCCUCUCAGGACUGCUCCAUUUGCCUGGGGCCAAUUGCUCCCUGCCAAUCCCUCUUCGUUGCCCCGUGCUCCCACACCUGGCACUACAAAUGUAUCCGGGUGAUAAUCAACGGUCCCAUGUGGCCACACUUCACCUGUCCCAACUGCAGAGACGUUUCAGACCUCGAAGCCGAACUUGACGAUCCCUCUGCGAACGCGGAUUGGGACGCUAUAGAAGCCGGAGAUGCGGAUGCAACAUCUGAACUUCCACCACCUGUCGAACCCGCCCCAGCAGUACAGGAACCCUCCAACCGUCUAGCUAUGCUUUCUGAGGAUACAGGUAUUCUAGUCGAGGCGGAAGACCACUCCGAGCCCGACCGCAGCAGCCACAGCGACGUUGAUGUCGCAGAAGUCAGUGACUCUUCCGGUGCCGACCAGGUAGUGCAUAGAGGAGUCGAGGGAAUGGGUUAUCUCAAUAUUGAGGAGUCUCCCUCCCCGUCCCAAGACUCGGACCCGGACCAUGCUGUAUCCAACGCUACCGUCCCUCCAGUCAACAUUGCAAGGAAGGCAGCUGGAAAUAACGGACACGAGCGGUCGCGUCUCCGCUCAGUACGUACACCGAGUCCCACCUCUGGCCCCGGGGCGGAGGGCCCAAUGACCCCGCGGAAUGAUAUCGGCCCGUUCGUGUUUGACGGGAGUGCUGGACGAUCGGCCGGUGGGAGAGUGGCGGAGCCGGCGAAUGUGGGCGGGGUGACUAACACUCCUCCGCCUGCUUGA